GUUGUGAGACUAGACCCAAGCUCUACGGACGAUUUUUAACUUUUCGUCGCACUGUAUUAUUUUUAAUUUCAGUGGUUUACCGUUCAACGUUUCUCGUUCACAGUUAGUGAGACAACAUCAGCAGAGAAGAAGUAGUUUUGCUUACAAAACUGCUGUAUUUGUUUACAACAACUCUGUUAUUAGAAUGGACUUUUCGGUGAAUACAUUAAUUUCGGCCGUGAGAAAACGGCCUCAGCUGUGGGAUGUCGAACACAAAUUGUAUAAAGGGAAGCAGAAUAAAAAGGAAGCCUGGAUUCAAGUGUGCGAGGAAGUAUUUGAGAAUUUCAAGGAAAGACCGAGAGAUGAACAACUGAUCAUUGAGAGGUUACUAAUCACAAAAUGGCGCUCAGUGAGGGAUGGCUAUGUGAGAACACUCAAGAGACAAAACUCAAAAGUAUACUUCUACAGGAAGCAGGUCCAGUUUCUGGACAAAGUUCUACUGGCAAAAGAACCCAAGCCCGAAGAGCCACACACGUUCUGGGAGACCAUCGAGGCGGCAGAAAUUAGUCAAGAAUCUGACAACCAUGAAGUCGCUGCCUCACCUGACUACAAUACUUUGUCAGCAGAUCCACUCCAACUAGGGACAACUGUCGAACUUGGACAAUUGUUGAACAGAAUAACGCAACAAUAAAUGUUGACAGUGUGGUGCUGCAACAACAUUUGUUGUCCCUGACAAAACUCAUGGAGCAGCAGACUGCAUCGGAGUUGGAUGAUAACCUUCUGUUUUUCAAAUCGAUGUUGCCAUCGAUGAAAAGACUGACAACGUCACAACAACUGCAGUUUCGAGUUGAAAUUAUUCAGAGUUUGCAGAGGAUGUUGGAUUCUACUUCUAAGAAGCAAUCUCAUUCGUCUAACAAGAAGUAAAAUAAGUUGAAGCGUCUCUUUUGCAUCCAUAUUGUUGAAAAAACCCCACCAUCAAUCUUAAGACUAUACUUCAAUCUCAAUUAUUGUUAAUGAUUUAUUUAUUAAUUUAUUUAUUAUUUACAAUCAACUUGAGGACAAAGAAACAGACUACGGUCCAAAACUUCUUUCCAUUCCAAUUUCAUAAAAUAGAUUGCCCAAAUAAAGGUUAUGUGCGACUUUC
Nilaparvata lugens (brown planthopper) is the source of this 1123-nucleotide messenger RNA. RefSeq lists its product as uncharacterized. Gene Ontology annotation, biological process: regulation of transcription by RNA polymerase II. Bases 185 to 670 code for a protein of 161 amino acids. Gene Ontology annotation, cellular component: nucleus; transcription regulator complex. Lineage: Eukaryota; Metazoa; Arthropoda; Insecta; Hemiptera; Delphacidae. The record is from RefSeq and is a predicted model, not a curated record. The transcript is spliced from 3 exons.